Molecule: messenger RNA, 5029 nt
Organism: Porites lobata
Lineage: Eukaryota; Metazoa; Cnidaria; Anthozoa; Scleractinia; Poritidae
Source: the annotation of a GenBank genome assembly
AUGUACAGCAUAGAAGAGGUUAUGUGGGCCAUCAAGGUCACAGUUUUUGUUUCUUUGUACCUCCUUAACACAAAUCGUGUUCAUAAAUCCAUCGAGUUAUGCAAAGAACAUUUACUUCUUCUCGGCCAGAAAGCACUAAAAUAUGAAAAGGAGUUUGUUAGGCGAACUUAUUUAAUGGUUUAUGUACAGAUGUCUGAAGCGUACCGUCUUAUUAAGGAUCACAGGAAUGCAAUCAAAUGUGGCAAAAGGCUUCUCGUCAUUUCAAGAGAGACUGGCAACAAAACUUUAGAAGGAACAGUAAUUUGUUCCAUGGCGGAAUCAUAUAAAUGCCAACGUGAGUACGGUAAGGCAAAAGAGCUUUGCUUGAAAGCAAUUAGCAUUGGGAUAGAGACUGGAGAAAAAGAAGUGGAAGUACGAUGCUAUGUAACACUAGGAAGAAUCUUUGUGUCUCUCGGUGAAUAUGUCAAGGCUAAAGAAUGUCAAGAAAAAGCACUUGCAAUCGCAGAAAACAUUGGCGAUAGAGAAAUAGAAGCCAACUGCUAUGGAAACCUGGGAAUUACCCUUCAGUUUCUUGGUGAAUAUGUCAAGGCUAAAGAAUAUCAGGAGACAGCAAUAGCAAUCGCAGAAAAAAUUGGCGAUAGGGAAACAGAAGCCAAAUGCUAUGAUAUCCAAGGAAGUAUCCUUCAGUCUCUUGGUGAACAUGCCAAGGCUAAAGAAUAUCAAGAAAAGGCACUUGCGAUUGCACAAACGAUCGGCGACAAGGAAAUAGAAGCUAAAUGCUGUGUUAACCUAGGAAGUAUCUUUCGGUCUCUCCAUGAAUAUGACAAGGCUGAAGAAUGUCAAGAAAAAGCCCUUGCAAUCGCACUAAAAAUUGGCAGCAAGGAAACACAAGCCAAAUGCUAUGCACACCUAGGAAUUAUCUCUCAGUGCCUCUGUGAAUAUUCCAGGGCCAAUGAACGUCUCCAAAAGGCACUUGGGUUAGCAGAAAAAAUUGGCGACAGGGAAACAGAAGCAGCAUGCUAUGAAAACCUAGGAAGAGUCUUUCAGUCCCUUGGUGAAUUCGUAAAGGCUAAAGAAUACCUCGAGAAACUACUUGCAAUGGCAGAAAAAAAUGGCGACAAAAAAACAGAGGCCGCAUGUUACGUAAAACUAGGAAAAGUCUUUAAUUUUCUCGGUGAAAAUGUCAAGGCUCAAGAGUAUCAAGAAAAAGCACUUGCAAUUGCAGAAAAAAAUGGCAACAGGGAAACAGAAGCCGACUGCUAUAUAAACCUAGCAUGUAUAUGUCAUCCGACCUCUGAAUAUGACAAAGCUAAGGAAUACCAAGAAAAGGCACUUGCGAUCGCAAAAACAUUUGGCGACAACGAAACAGAAGCAAAAUGCUUUGUUAUCCAAGGAAACAUAUUUCAGUCCCUCGGUGAAUAUGUCAAGGCUAAAACAUUUCAAGAAAAGGCACUUUCAAUCGCCGCAAAAACUGGCGACAGCCAAACAGUAGUUAACUGCUAUGUGAACCUAGGAUGUAUCUACCCUUUUCUCAGGGAAUAUGACAGUGCUAAAGAAUAUCAAGAAAAAGCACUUGCAAUCGCUAGAAAAAUUGGAGACCGGGAGACAGAAGCGAAAUGCUAUGUAAACCGAGGAAGAGUCUUCGAGGGCCUCUGUGAAUAUAACAAGGCUAAAGAACACCAAGAAAAAGCACUUGCAAUAGCAGAACAGAUUGGCGACAGAGAAACAGAAGCCAAAUGCUGUUUAAACCUAGGAUGUAUCUCUUGGUUUCUUGCUGAAUAUGGCAAGGCCAAAAAGUACCUCAACAAAGCAAUAGCGAUAGGGGAAAAAAUUGGCGACAGGGAAACAGAAGGCGAAUGCUAUGAAAACCUAGGAGUUGUCUUUCAGUCUCUCGGUGAAUACGACCAGGCUAAAACAUAUCAAGAAAAAGCGCUUGCAAUCGCAGAAAAAAUUGGCACCACGAAAACAGAAGCCACAUGCUAUCUAAACCUAGGAAGUAUCUCUCAGUCUCUCUGUGAAUAUGCAAAGGCCAAAGAAUACCUUAGAAAAGCACGCUCAAUCACUGAAAGAAGUGGCGACAGGGAAACAGAAGCUAAAUGCUAUGUAAUCCUAGGAAGAGUCUUUCACUCUCUCGGUGAAUAUGUCAAGGCUAAAGAAUAUCAAGAAAAAGCAUUGCCAAUAGCAGAAAAAAUUGGCGACAGGGGAACAGAAGCCGAGUGCCAUGUAAACCUAGGAAUGGUAUUUCAUUCUCUCGGUGAAUAUGUUAAGGCUAAAGAAUGUCAAGAAAAAGCACUUGCAAUCGCUGAAAAAAUUGGCCACAGGGAAACAGAAGCAAGAGGCUAUGUAAGCCUAGGAAGAGUCUUCCAUUGUCUCAGUGAAUAUGUCAAGGCUAAAGAAUAUUCUGAAAAAGCCCUCGCAAUCGCACAAGAAAUUGGCAACAGGAAAACAGAAGUCGCAUGCUAUGCAAACCUAGGAAAAGUCUUUGAGUCUCUCAACGAAUAUACCAAGGGUAAAGAAUACCUGGAAAGAGCACUUGCAUUCGCGAACAAAAUUGGUGACAGAAAAACAGAAGCCACAUGCUACGGAGACCUAGGAGUAAUCUUUCAAACUCGAGGAGAAUUUGGCAAGGCUAAAGAAUAUUUAGAAAAAGCAAUUGAAAUCUCCGAAAAAAUCGGCGACAGGAAAACAGAAGCAAAACUGUAUGAACUUCUAGCACGUCAGUUUUACAGAGAUGAUGUCGUCAAGACUAAAGAAUAUUUAGAAAGAGCACUCGCAAUAUAUAAAGACAUUGGGGAGAUAGAACAAGAGUUAUUAACCCACUUAAUUAUUUCAUAUUGCACGAUAAUCGACAACACACAUGAAGCUAAAUCACAUUUCUUUGCAAGCAUUAACAAUAGAGAAGUUAUUCGCCGUUUUCUGAAAGAGCAUGACCAAUUCAAGAUAUCGUAUUUUGACAAGACCAGUAGUUACUAUAGACUUAUGAGUCAGUUGCUUUGCCUUACUGGGAAUCCUUACGAAGGUCUUUACACAGAGGAAAUUGGACGAGGCAGAGCCCUAGCAGACUUGAUGUCAGCCCAAUACUCCACACAAAACGAAAGAUCAGUCUGUCCACAGGCAUGGGAUGGUAUUCAGAGAAUCAUGAAGAAAGAAAACAACUGUGUUUGUCUUUACAUUUCAUACUAUGAGGACUGUAUUAAUUUGUUUGUUGUUAAAGCAGACAACCAAUUAAUUUUGCGACACAAAAACGUCAAUGACUGUUUCGCUGGCAAACGAUCAGCAAGCAGAGUGGCUGACGUUUUUUCCAGCGAGAUUUACAGAAAGGUACAGUGCUUAGCUCCGGAGCAAUGCGAAGAUCGAUCCUGGUUUCCUUCAAAUGAUCUCUUACACCAAAAGCGCAAGUCAUCACAAGAAAAUAGUCUCACAGUGUCCCGCCUUGUAGAAGAGGAUGCAGACGACCAGCAGCACAUCCUUACUCUUGCCGAUGGUUACAAAAUGAUCAUCGCUCCUGUCGCUGAACUGCUUGAUAAACCCGAAAUCAUCAUUGUUCCUGAUCGCUUGCUUUUCACAGUUCCAUUUGCAGCGUUAAAGGACGAAAAAGGAAAGUAUUUAUCCGAGUCUUUCAGGAUUCGCAUCAUUCCCUCUUUGACAACUCUCAAAAUGAUUCAGGACAGUCCAGCAGAUUAUCACAGCCACACUGGUGCACUGAUAGUAGGGGACCCUGAUGUGGGUGAGGUGCUUUACAAGGGAAAUCUUCAGCAAAUAUCGAGGCUGCCUUUUGCAGGCGACGAAGUAGAGAUGAUUGAAAAACAUCUCGGCAUUCAACCUCUGCUAGGAAAGCAGGCAACAAAGCAGGCGGUCCUUAAAAACAUAAAUUCAGUAUCUCUGAUACAUUUAGCUUGUCACGGCAAUGCCGAAAGGGGAGAAAUUGUUCUUGCCCCUCCACCUUUUACUGAUAGGAAACCUCAAGAAGAAGACUACUUAUUGACAAUGGCUGACAUUUCACAAGUUAGACUGCGAGCCAAACUGGUAGUCCUUAGCUGUUGUCACAGUGCAAAAGGACAGAUCAAGACGGAGGGAGUGGUUGGUAUUGCUCGAGCAUUUUUAGGAUCCGGUGCACGGUCAGUGUUGGUGGCACUGUGGGCCAUAUACGACGAAGCGACAAUGCAGUUUAUGAGUCGUUUCUACGAGCACCUUGUUCGUAGGGAAAGUGCCAGUGAAUCUCUUCACCAGGCCAUGAAGUGGAUGAGAGAAAACGGCUUCUCUGACGUUGGACAAUGGGCUCCUUUUAUGCUGAUUGGAGACAACGUGACAUUGGAUUUUCAAACGUUAAGGUUAGUAGACAUUUAUUGACACCCCUAGGUUGGACUUGAAGAUGGUCCAGUCCCGGCUCGGCUGACUAACUGUGGUGCUUGGUCAUGCACAGUUAGAAGGAAAACUUUUGGUUUUAUCAUUUCAACUGCACUAGUCCUUGGUUACUUUCAACUCCGUAGACAAAACCACAUUUUUGCGUUUAAAUGAAAAGAGGUUCCCAUAGAGGAGAAGCUUGUAUUUUGUUUGUUCAAUUUUUUGUUUUGAUUGGCACAUGAAGCCACUAUCACAACCACAGAGUUGCUCUUGUAGUCUGCAAUAAUUAGUUAAUGAUAAUGGCUGGACGUUUAUCAUUCCUCGCUAUAUGUCUGCAGGUAUGACAAAAAAAUGUUGACUAAAUUAAAAUGCGUAUAAAAGACUGAUUAACUGUCCCCAAUUUGGAAUUUGGGAUGCUAAGUCUCAAAGUAGUCACGUUUAUCAGCGAAUAUUUAGCCGCAAUAUUGAGUUGUUAAGAAAGGAGAAAGAUUUUCUUAAGCGGUGGAGGGCGUGUUCGGAUGAGAAAAUUCAGGAAUGCUAUCGUUUAUCAUUAUUACUUUUAUUUUUUAGAGCAGGAAGUCACGAAACUCAGUCCCGAAACGCAGCCCCAUUUUCGGGGAGUGACCAAGUCCAAGAAGUGACUGGUGAAUGCAAACGUUUCUCCCUACAAGGCGGCGAUCGAUAA